AUGUCAUCGGCAGCCGUGAAGAAGGGCGUCACCCUGCUGGGCGCUGGCACGCAGGGGAGACGGCUUGCAUUUAUGUGGUCCCGACUCGGCCGACCUGUCUACCUGGUCGACCAGAACGAGAAACAGCUCUCGCGCGCAUGGGACGAGAUCCAGGUCCUGCGACGAAGCAAAGAGAAUGCCGACAUCGCGCGCAGUAGCCUGGUAGAGCUUGAUUCUGAUAGGAGUUUUGUGUUUCAGUGCGUCCCUGAAUCGCUACCGCUCAAGCGCUCCGUCAUCAAGCAGAUGGACGAGGCUGCUGGGCCGGAGACCAUCAUCGCGUCGAAUUCGAGUAGCUAUACGAUUGCGGAGAUCUUGAAGGAUUUGGAUGUCAAGCAUCGUGACAGAUUUGUCAGUUUGCAUUCUUACUGGCCACCUGAGACGUCUGCAAUCGAAGUCAUGGGCUCAGACGAGACCAAACCAGAGAUUAUCACCCGGUUGAUGGAGGAGACGAAGGCGCACGGCUUUGAGCCGUUCCAUGUCCGUCGUACGUCGACUGGGUAUAUCUACAACCGAAUCUGGGCGGCCAUCAAACGCGAAGCCCUCCUCGCACUAGACGAAGGCAUCGCCACCCCGCAAGAAAUCGACGCCAUCUUCAAGAGCGUGCUCAAGACGCCCAAGGGGCCGUGCGAGCAGAUGGACGUCGUCGGCCUGGACGUCGUCCUGGACAUUGAGAACCACUACGCCGAGACGCGGCCGGGGAUGAUCCCCGAGGGGCCGCGGCGGCUGUUGAAGAAGAUGGUGGAUGAGGGGAAGUUGGGCGUCAAGAGUGGGGAGGGGUUCUUUCAGUACGGUCAGCAGAAGUAA
Molecule: messenger RNA, 843 nt
Organism: Rasamsonia emersonii CBS 393.64
Lineage: Eukaryota; Fungi; Ascomycota; Eurotiomycetes; Eurotiales; Trichocomaceae
Product: 3-hydroxybutyryl-CoA dehydrogenase
Exons: 6
Coding region: 1-843 (280 amino acids)
Biological process (GO): fatty acid metabolic process
Molecular function (GO): NAD+ binding; oxidoreductase activity, acting on the CH-OH group of donors, NAD or NADP as acceptor
Source: RefSeq, a predicted model, not a curated record